AUGGCACCGAACGAUCUCCGCCGUCCGUUCAAGCGACCGCCAAUUUCCGAUCAAGAGAGGCGCAGGGUACAGACUCUGCUCCGCCAGGCACAGAAUCGCCAAGACGCCCAGCGCCACGCGCGUUUCUUAGUCAACACCGUCCUCACUCUCCCCUCUCAAUCCUACGCACCAGAAUCCGAACCCGAACCCGAACCCGAACCCGAACCCGAAAUUGAACUCACCGAAGCUGGUUCCGCUCCCGACUUGAAAUCGCUCGAGAACCUCGACGUCCUCGGAGCGUCGAAGCUGAAGGCCGCGGAAGCUCGCAAGUGGUUCGCGAAGCAGCUCAUGCUCCCCGAGUGGAUGAUCGACAUCCCCAACAACCUCGCCCAAGAUUGGUUCGUCUUCGCUCGCCCUUCCGGAAAACGAUGUUUCGUCGUUUCGUGUAACGGAACGACGAUUAGCCGUCUGCGUAACGGUUCCAUUCUGAAUCGGUUUCCCUCCGCGUUACCGAGCGGCGCCAGGAAAAAGGAUUCCGGUUCUUCUCAGUCCUACUCUAUACUGGAUUGCAUCUUUCACGAGGUGGAUCAGACCUAUUACGUUAUUGACAUGGUUUGUUGGAGGGGUUACUCGCUGUCCGAUUGCACUGCGGAGUUUAGGUUCUUCUGGUUGAAUUCCAAGCUAGCAGAGACUGGUGCUUGUGAACCUCCUUCUUAUUAUCACAAGUAUAGGUUCAGUUUGGUUCCGGUUUAUGGUUGUGACUCGAAUGGUCUUCAAGCUGCUUAUUCGGCACCGGUGCCUUAUGUCAAAGAUGGUCUUCUCUUUUAUAACAAGCAUGCCCACUAUCAGGCAGGAGUUACGCCACUAGCGUUAGUAUGGAAGGAUGAGAACUGUAGUCAAUAUGUUAUGGACACAGACAGUAAAGGACAAGUUCCGAGCCAGCAGCAGGUGGUUUUGGAGCUUCAAGAAGAUGGAAAACUGACCACUUCGGAUGAUCCUCCUGUGGUAUUUGGCUGUUUAGAUGGAAGCUUCACACAACAGUCAGGGCUCCAAUCAGGAUGUCUUAUUCGGUUUUCAAUUGGAGAGGGAGGAUUAGUUUUGAUGGAUGGGAAACUUGAGAAAGCUGAUCUACAUUAUCUUGGCAAGGCCAACCGAGCUCGUGGCUCUGCCGAUAGUUUCUCUAAGGUUGUAAGGAAAUUUCCAGCACAGCACUAA
Molecule: messenger RNA, 1194 nt
Organism: Sphenostylis stenocarpa
Lineage: Eukaryota; Viridiplantae; Streptophyta; Magnoliopsida; Fabales; Fabaceae
Source: the annotation of a GenBank genome assembly